CGGCCGCGUGGUGUCUGGGCUCCUCGAGGUUGCGGCUGCCGCUGCGACGACCGAGACUCAGAAGUCGGAGCGCGGCACCUGCGGGGGCCGCGGACGUCGAGUGGCGAGGCGGCGGGCAGCCCCACGGAAGCCGGCGCUGGCAGCGACUCCGUUUUGGCUUCCCCACCUAGUGCAUCGGCCCGGGGCGGGAAGAUGCUGGAGGUGCAGGUGCUGAAGGUUGAAGAUCCAGGUUGCUUCUGGGUUAUUAUAAAAGGAUCUAAUUCCUUCUUAGAUCAUGAAAUUGACUAUCGAAAACUCAAUAGUGCCAUGAAUGACUUCUAUAAUAGUAUGUGUCAAGAUAUAGAGAUAAAACCAUUAAUGUUGGAAGAAGGCCAGGUUUGUGUGGUUUAUUGUCAGGAACUGAAGUGUUGGUGCAGGGCUGUUAUUAAGUCACUCGUAUCUUCAGCAGACCAUUACCUGGCAGAAUGUUUUCUUGUGGAUUUUGCCAAGUACAUUCCAGUAAAAUCUAAAAACAUUCGAGUUGCAGUCGAGAAUUUUAUGCAGCUUCCCUACAGAGCGAAAAAAUUCAGACUGUACUGCACAAAACCUUUGACAUUACACAUUGACUUCUGUGAAGACAGUGCUGAAAUUGUACCUGCCAAGAAGUGGGACAGUGCAGCUGUUCAGUAUUUUCAGAACAUCCUCAAAGCAACUUCUCAGGUGGAAGCCAAAUUAUGUGCUGUGGAGGAAGAUACUUUUGAGGUUUACCUUUACGUAACGAUCAAAAACGAAAAAGUUUGUGUUAAUGAUGAUCUUGUUGCAAAGAACUUUGCUUGUUAUGUGUCACCUAUGGAGAGUAAAAAUCUGGAUUCUUUAGAGAAACCAAAAUUGAAUAUAAAGUCAACAUCCUUUUCCAAUAAACUCAAUCCAGCACUUACUCUUUGGCCAAUGUUUUCGCAAGGAAAAGACUCUCAAGGAAUGGAAAUGUCACAUGGUCUAACUCUCCUGGCACAAUCUCUCCAAUAUCCAUGGUCCAAGAAUGUUGUUGCUGACCUACAGCCAGCUACUACAGUCCUGAAUAAGACUACAAAAUGUAAUAAGGAUUCAUUGAGAGGUUCACCUAAAAAGAAAUUCGUAAAGAAACAACAGCGCAUCUCCUUAAAAGAUGUAAAUAAGUCUGUCGAAUCUUCAGUGUACUGGCCAACAAAAAGAGGCAUAACCAUCUAUGCUGAGCCAGAUGUACCAGCGACAAGUGCUUUAUGUCAGAAACCAAAUGAGAAAUCGCUGAGAUUGGUUGAGAAGAAAGAAUACAAUGAGAAGAAUGGCUGUGUGAAAUUAUUGCAGUUUUUAAAUCCUGAUCCUUUGAGAGCUGAUGGAGUCUCUGAUUUGCAGCAGUUGCAGAAGUUGAAGUCAGGCACACAGCAGCCCUUAGUUGUGCUCCGAAACAAGAUUGAGCCUUGCUUAUCCCUUGACAAGUCGCCAAUUUCUGCAGAGCUGAAAAAGGCUCUUCAGAGAAAUAAGUUCCCAGGACCUAGCCACACUGAAUCUUACUCUUGGCCUCCAAUAGCACGUGGUUGUGAUGUGGUCAUCAUUGCUCAUUGUGGAAAUGACCCUUUGUUGUACCUUCCACCAGUGCUUACAGUUUUGCAAACGGGGGGCAGCUACAAGUCAUUACCAAGUAGAAAUGGACCUCUGGCAGUCAUCGUGUGCCCCGGAUGGAAGAAGGCCCAGUUUAUUUUUGAAUUAUUAGGAGACUAUAAUUUGUCCUCCAGGCCUCUUCACCCGGUGUUAUUAACAAUUGGACUACACAAAGACGAAGCCAAGAAUAUAAAACUUCCAAGGGGAUGUGAUGUGAUUGUUACAACACCACAUAGCCUCCUGAGACUUCUCCAGUAUCAAAGCUUGUUAUUUCUUAGACUCUGUCACCUCAUUCUGGAUGAGGUAGAAGUAUUAUUCUUUGAAGCUAAUGAACAAAUGUUUGCUAUAUUAGAUAACUUUAAAAAAAACAUUGAUAUUGACGAGAGGGAGUCUGCACCACAUCAGAUUGUUGCAGUUGGCGUUCAUUGGAACAGACAUAUAGAACAUUUGAUCAAAGAGUUCAUGAAUGACCCCUACAUUGUAAUCACAGCUUUGGAAGAGGCUGCUCUCUAUGGCAGUGUCCAGCAGGUAGUGCAUCUUUGCCUGGAGACGGAAAAAACCUCUACUUUGUUACAAACCCUUGACUUCAUCCCAACUCAAGCACAAAAGACCUUGAUUUUCACUUGUUCUGUAGCUGAAACAGAAGUAGUGUGCAAGGUAGUAGAAAGUAGCUCUAUAUUUUGUUUGAAAAUACAUAAAGAAAUUAUUUUUAACCUAAAAAGCAUUUUAGAACAGUGGAAGAAGAAAUUAAGUUCUGGCUCUCACAUUGUAUUAGCCUUAACUGAUGAUUGCAUACCACUACUGGCCAUCACUGAUGCCACUUGUGUGAUUCACUUCAGCUUUCCUUCCUCGCCAAAAAUUUUUGGUGGACGCCUUCAUUGCAUGUCAGAUCAUUUUCAGUGUUUAAAUGAACAGGGUUCUCCUGCAGAACAGGGGGGUAUAAAAACAAAAUCUAUCUUGCUGCUGACGGAGAGAAAUGCAUGCCAUGCAGUUGGUGUCCUACGCUACUUGGAGCGAGCAGAUGCGAAGAUUCCAGCAGAACUGUAUGAGUUUACUGCAGGGGUUCUAGAAGCCAAAGAAGACAAGAAAGCUAAGAGGCCUCUUUGUCCAUAUCUUAAGGCUUUUGGUUUUUGCAAAGAUAAAAGAAUCUGUCCUGAUCGGCACCAUAUUAAUCCAGACAUAGACGUGCCAAAGAAAUUUUCAAACCAGGCUCUACCAAAGUUUGGAUACAUUAAAAUAAUACCCUUUUAUAUUUCAAGCGCAACAAAGUAUUUUGGUCGUAUAAUUGAUAAACAUGUGGAUCUUUAUACAACUCUUACUGCUGAGAUGAAUGAAUAUUUUGAAGAUUCCAAUAAUAAAACAUCUGUUGAAAAAGUGGAGAGAUUUGGAUUGUAUGGAUUAGCAGAGAAAACACUUUUUCAUAGGGUUCAGGUGUUAGAGAUGAGUCAAAAAGAAGACACAUGGGCUCUGGAUAACAUCCUUGUCAAGUUUAUAGAUGAAGGCAGAACUGCACUUGUCACAAGAGAACAAUUGAUGUAUCUCCCAGAACAUUUUCACACUCUACCUCCCCAAGCAGUGGAAUUUAUUGUGUGUAGAGUGAAACCCACUGAUAAUGAGAUUGAAUGGAAUCCUAAGGUUACUCGGUUUAUUCAUCAGAAAAUUACUGGGAAACUGCAUGAUGCAAAAGUGGUACUGACUUUGGGAAAUACAGUUUGGAUUGAUCCAAUGGUGCAUAUUACAAAACUUCCAAAUUUGAAAACGUCUAUCAUUGAUUAUAACGUUCGAGCUGAAAUUUUGUCAAUGGGAAUGGGGAUUGAUAAUUCAGAACACAUAGAACAACUUAAAAAAUUAUACAAAGCAGCCAAAAUGCCAGCUUUUGAAGAAAACCUAAACCAAACCAUGAUGCCUGCUUCAGCAGAAGAUGCCACUGGUCUGCAGGGCACAGGGCAAGAGGACAAGGACUCAGAAAAGGCUGCUGACUCCAAGAUGAACUCAGAGAGCCAAAUGCAUGAGCUAGAGAGAGGAGGGGAGAUACCACAGCACCAGAACUUCCUUCAAUGCCCUGAUAGUUCUGUGCAGUUCCAGGAUUUGAACCUGGGCCAGGCAGGUGGCAAGGCAUGCACUCCAGCAGAAACUUUAUCUGAAAAUAUUGGAGGUGUUUCUGUUAGCAAAAACAUCGAGCCUGUGAAAAGCUUACACCCACAAAUAAAAUGGUUCCAGAAAGAGGAUGUGGUCAUAUUAAAAAUAAGAAUAAGAAAUGUAAAAGAUUACAAGUGUAAAUAUUCCAGAGAUAGGGUUGUUUUCAGUGCCUGGGUGGAAGACAAAUUUUAUUUGGCAGAUAUGGAGCUCCAGGCCAACAUAAUAAAAGAUGAUUGCAAAUGCACAGUCAUAAAUGAGGAGCCUAUCAUCACUCUUGUAAAAGAGAGAAGGGAAUCUUGGUGUAGCCUACUCAAGAAGAAGAAUCCUAAUGUGGCCUUUGAUUUUGAUCACUGGGAAGACUGUGAAGAGGAGAGCCACUUCUCCAAGGUUAUAAAUUCGAAGAAGCUGCCUUGCAAAGUGGCAGAGGUGUUUGAGAGCAGUGACAGUUCUUCAAAAGAAGAUGAAAGUGAGAGUGAAUGAGAAUGUGAAGUAAAUAUUGCAGAAUGGCCGGAAACCUUUGGAACCAAAUGCAUGUGGCUAAGUUACUGGAAGUUAAGGAAAGAAGCAGUCAUAUCCAAACCUUUUCUGGUGCAAAGAUAAAUAACUACUAAGCCAUUUGUAGCUCUGGGGUUGGUAAUGAUGAAAAUCUCCUAAUUCACUUUUAAAAAAUGGGCUUAUUAAGAACAUCCAAGGAGUAUGGAAGCAGUGUCCAGAAGCAGAGAGACAAAGUGUUGGUUCCGUUGAACGGUGGGAUCUGCUCGUUGCCUCUCAACCCCAUAACAUUGGGGUCAUUAUGUGAAUCAUUUGGAGUUAGAUUUGUUUGUUUGUUUUGUUUUUGUUCUUAAUUUAGAUGCACUCCUAAAAAACUUGUCAUAUACACAUAGACUGAGAUUUCUGUUGUAAAAAACCCUGAACACUGCUUAGUAGGUAACUCUUUAUAUACAUCUUAAUCAUCUAGUAUUCUUAAGAUAUUUAAAGCUACUAAGAGUAGUUUAGGAUUACUUCUUAUGAAGACUUAGUCCAAGAGGAGAAAUGGGGUCACUUCAGCUUUGCCAUUCAGACCAGAACUUUCUAGAGGGAAAGGCUACAACUUCUAAAGAAUCCUCUGAUUUUACAGUGACCUGUACAGGUGGGACAGAGAUGUCUUUUUUUGAUCAAAAGUGCCUGGAGGUAACACUCAACACUUGAAUGUGAUGGGUCCUAUAAAAGUUCACACCUCUCAUCACCCUGGCCUGAAACUGACAUGGCGUUUCAAGCAGUUUUUUUGAAAGAAUGUGUAUGUCAUUACUGCGUAAACUCAGGGAUGCUUAGAACCUGACUUGUCCUGUCAGAGAAGUUAGAAAGGUGAGCUGCUGAGAAAUCCAAAACCAGUAGGGCUUCAGUAUGAGUCUGGUGGCUCUACUUAGAAGUGGUUCGUAUGGUUCUCAUGGUUCGUAACUGUGUGGCUGCCUCCAAGUUCUUGCUGGGGCUCUGUACCUGCAUAUUCCUUUUCUCCCGGCACCCUUUUUUUUACCCCCUUUAUUAUAUGGAGAGGGGGAGAAAGAGAGUGAGAGGGGGGGAGAGAGAGAGAGAGAAAGAGAGCUACCACAACACUACUCCACUGCUUGUGAAACUUAACCCAUGUGGUGGCCCAGGGCUUGAACUCAGGGCCUCAUGUGAGUAACACGUGUACUUUAUUGAGUGAGCUGUCUCCUGGCCCCAUGCCAAGAUCUUUCUUAAUUUUCACACCAGAAAACACAGAUGCCCGCAUUUAUAUAUAAAUAACCACCACCUGCGGGAGGGGCCAUCUUCAACAACCCGUUAGCAGACUCUGCUCACAGUCUUGACUCUCAGUUUCCUCAUCUGUAAAAAAAAAAAUCCCCCUCAUGGCACACCUAACUUCGGCUCAGGGUGCCCCCAGCAUGCUGCUGGAUUGGAGGCUUUGUCCUGCACACUGGAGGUGGGGGGGGGGGUGUCAGACCUGCCCUUCAGUGGGAGGGCGUCUAGUCCAGGCACCAGCUUUUCCUUGUUGAGAAUCGGGCAGGUUUUCCAGGAAGUGGAAAGCUCUGAUGUCUCUGCUGGCAAAGGUUUUCACUGCAGAGGGCUUGCUUCUAGUACCUUCACCAGGGGCCAGUUUCUGUAGAUUCAGCUUUUGCUCUUGCUGAGGAAAGCCUUUUGUGUUGUAUUGACUUUCCCUGUGGCCGCCAGCCACCUGCUGUUUAUGCUUAGCUUUGGUUAGUCUCUCUCAGGAGGUAAAAGAUAAAUAAUAACAGCAAGUGAUAGAGCUACACAAGUAGGUGUUUCCUGCAUCCACAUAGUCAGGGUUCCUGCUUCCAAAUAAGGGGUAGUGCCAGUUAAAAUACUGGAGUGGAGGGCGAUAUAUUCUAAGUCUUGAUGUACUUCUUGACUACAGAUGUCUACAUUUAUUAAUAGUUGGAAGUUUUUUUUUAAUUCAUUUUUUGUUCUGUUAUGUACUGAUUCCAUGUUUGGAACAAUGCAAGAAUGUUUUUGUUUCUGUGCUUCUGAAAUUGUUCACAUACUUGGUCAGCUGGUGGAACAUCAUUUGCAGUACAGCAUCAAUAAAAUUUCAGUGUUUUC
Messenger RNA from Erinaceus europaeus (western European hedgehog), 6333 nucleotides. RefSeq names its product tudor domain containing 12 (gene TDRD12). The record is from RefSeq and is a predicted model, not a curated record. Lineage: Eukaryota; Metazoa; Chordata; Mammalia; Eulipotyphla; Erinaceidae. The transcript is spliced from 33 exons. The coding region runs from base 193 to 4236 and encodes 1347 amino acids. Gene Ontology annotation, molecular function: ATP binding; nucleic acid binding; metal ion binding. Gene Ontology annotation, biological process: germ-line stem cell division; transposable element silencing.